AUGUCGCCUGUCGCGCAUUCCAUAGAACAAAGCAGACUGGAAAUUGUACUACUGGCUGCCGGCGUUCUUGUGCUCGUUCUUUUCUUCGGCAUCUUCAUCCUCGUCUGCGUCAGCUUAACACACUCGAACGCACCUCUUUCACGGCACAGAGCUACGUCAUGGGGAGGAUACUGGAAUGAGCGGUGGGAUGCUGGCCCGUCAGCACCGGGCCAAGAUGAAGGUGUAUUUCAUAGUGUUCGUCGACGAAGCGUGUCAAUUGCUGAAGAAGUCAGAAAGAAGCUGACAAGUUUGAAGCAAUUGCUGACAUUAGAUAUGCCCGAUUAUGACGAUGUCCCAAGGCAACGGUAUAUCGAAAGCACAGACUUCACGCCAUACAACAUUACGACCCUGAAUGACGGGACAGAUCAUGGCUUGUCCACGCUCCUAUUAGAUGAUAACUCCAACUGGCAUGACCUGCUGGAGUCGCCGGCCUCGAGCACCGGGAGAGAUCGAGAGGGAGGGAUUGUAACAAAGAGACCUGAGAGAGCAAUGGUUCAUGACGAUAGCUGCGAUUUAGAGGCGCAGGAUUCUGAUGACUCUGAACACUGA
Metarhizium brunneum ARSEF 3297 is the source of this 588-nucleotide messenger RNA. RefSeq lists its product as uncharacterized. The record is from RefSeq and is a predicted model, not a curated record. NCBI's taxonomy places the organism in Eukaryota, Fungi, Ascomycota, Sordariomycetes, Hypocreales, Clavicipitaceae.